Molecule: messenger RNA, 4776 nt
Organism: Oncorhynchus tshawytscha (Chinook salmon)
Lineage: Eukaryota; Metazoa; Chordata; Actinopteri; Salmoniformes; Salmonidae
Gene: slc15a5
Product: solute carrier family 15 member 5
Exons: 9
Coding region: 1-1785 (594 amino acids)
Biological process (GO): transmembrane transport
Cellular component (GO): membrane
Molecular function (GO): transmembrane transporter activity
Source: RefSeq, a predicted model, not a curated record
AUGGUGGCAGUGGACCUCCAAGGGCUGCCUGAAGAGGGGCGGAACUACCAUCAGUUGCGUCGGCCCUCCAUGGAAGGGGGGCACCACCAGCUGUGUCGGCCCUCCAUGACCUCGUGCCCGAGCAGGGGGCUGCCCCAGAACCGUCCCCAGCAGACACGCAAAAAGCUCCAAGUCAUCAUCUUCAUCCUGCUGGUGGAACUGUUUGAGAGGUUCACCUUCUUUGGGAUUGUGUGUAACAUGAUCCUGUUCUGUACGGUGAAGCUGGGCUAUGAUCACUACCAGGCUGCUACCAUUAACCUGUGCUUUGUGGGGGCCAGUACACUCACUCCUGUGAUGGUGGGAUGGUUUGCUGAUACCUGCCUUGGGAGAACCAAGGUGCUCUACUUGUGUACUCUGCUCCAUCUCUUUGGCACAGCCAUGCUCCCAGUGGUGGCGUUCCCGUUCGAGGACUUCUACAUCGACACGCACAACAUGAUUCACCAGAUGGAGCACCGGGAGCAGCACAUCCUGUUCUACACUGGCCUGCUUGCAGCUGCCCUGGGCAUCGGGGGCAUCCGUGCCAUCCUCUGUCCCAUGGGGCCAUACAAACUACAGGGCUACGACCAGCACCAGCUACUCUCCUUCUUCAACUGGUUCUACUGGCUGGUGAACCUGAACUCGACGAUAGUGUUUUUGGGUAUCGCCUACAUCCAGCAGUCAGUGGCCAACAACCUGGGCUUCCUCAUCCCCUUCAUGUCUGUGCUGCUGAUGCUCAUCGCCAUACACAUGGUCCGCAACAACCUUAUCUUCAGGCCCAAGAAAGGCAGUUCCCUGCUGACCACUCUGGGGGUGUUCCUGAACUCUCUGAAGAUGUGCUGCCUGCACUACCGCCACCUGAGUGGAGACGUAGCCAGCUGGCUGGACCGCGCCAAGGAGAACAACGGGGGGUGCUACAGUGAGACACACGUGGAGAACGUCAAGGUCCUGGCAAGGCUCUUCCCCCUGUAUGGCUUGCAGAUACUGUACCGCGCCUGCAUCACUCAGAUUCCAUCAGGUUACUACAUUCAGACCAUGAACUCUAACCUGCACCUGAAUGGCUUCCUCCUGCCCAUCGGUGCCAUGAACCUCAUCAGCAUCCUACCUCUGCUGCUGCUAGCCCCUCUCAUGGAGUGUGUCACUUCCUGCUACCUGUCCAUGGAGAAAACACCCUUCUCCCCCUCCAGAGUCAUCACACUGGGUCAUGCCUGUGCAGCUCUGUCUGUCCUGGUAGCUGGCCUGUUUGAGGUCCACAGGAAGGGCUAUCCUCUGACGGAGCAGGCCCUGUCAGGGAAGGUGCUGCAGGUGUCCUCCAUGGCCUGCAUCCAGCUGGCUCCCCAGUACAUCCUAUUGGGUCUGGCUGAGGCCCUUGUCACCCCCUCCUGCUCUGUGAUCUCCUUCCACCUGACACCCAGUCAUAUCAGAGGCAUCUCCCUGCACUUCCUCACCCUGUCCUACGGAGGGGGCUGUUUCCUGGGAGCCCUCAUCAUCCAGCUGGUCUACCUACUCUCUGGAGGUAACUGGUACCCAAACACCCUGCAUGAAGGUAAUCUGGAGCAUUUUUUCUUCUUCUUAGCCAUGUUGAUGACCAUAAACACUCUGGUGUUCUGGUGGAUAUCUUACAGGUACUUAGACCUGAGUGUGAUGCAGAGUAGAGGAGUAGGAAGCAGCCUCCUGGCAGAGAAGCUACUGCAGUACAAGACCUGCCUGCGAUUCUACGACACCAUGGAACGCCCCUCCACAACAGCCUCCAUAGAAACAGUGUUGUGACCUCUACACUACCUUCAUCCCCUGUAGAGCUGGAGUUCCACUUGGUUUAUUUAUGUAUACUACAUGACCAAAAGUAUGUGGACCCCUGCUUGUCAAACAUCUCCCAACAUAAUGGGCAUUAAUAUGGAGUUGGACCCCCCUUUGCUGCUAUAACAGGCUCCACUCUUCUGGGAAGGCUUUCCACUAGAUGUUGGAACAUUGCUGCGGGGACUUGCUUCCAUUCAGCCACAAGAGCAUUUGUGAGGUCCGGCACUGAUGUUUGGCAAUUAGGCCUUCCCCAAAAAGCACAGAAUCGUCUAGAAUGUCAUUGUAUGCUGUAGCAUUAAGAUGUCCCUUUACUGGAACUAAGAGGUCUAGCCCUAACAGUGAAAAACAGCCCCAGACCAUUAUUCCUCCUCCUCCACCAAGCUUUAUACUUGGCACUAUACGUUGGGGCAGGUAACGUUUUCCUGGCAUCUGCUAAACCCAGAUUCGUCCGUUGGACUACCAAAUGGUGAAGCUUGAUUCAUCAUUCCAGAGAAGGCAUAUCCACUGCUCCAGAGACCAAUGGUGGCAAGUUUUACACUACUCCAGCCGACGCUUGGCAUUGCACACGUGAUCUUAGUCUUGUGUGUGGCUACUAGGCCAUGGAAACCCAUUUCAUGAAGCUCCUGAAGAACAGUUAUUGUGCUGACGUUGCUUCUAGAGGCAGUUUGGAACUCGAUACUGAAUGUUGCAACCGAGGACAGACGAUUUCUACGUGUUACGUGCUUCAGGACUUGGCAGUCCCGUUCUGUGAGCUUGUGUGGCCUACUACUUCGAGGCUGGCCCGUGUUUGUCCUAGACGUUUCCACAAUAACAGCACUUACAGUUGACCAAGGCAGCUCUAGCAGGGCAGAAAUUUGAAAUGACUUGUUGGAAAGGUGGCAUCCUAUAACGGGCCAUGUUGAAACUCAAUGAGCUAUUCAGUAAGGUCAUUCUUCUGCCAAUGUUUAUCUAUGGAGAUUGCAUGGCUGUGUGCUCAAUGUUAUACACCUGUCAGCAACGGGUGUGGCUGAAGUAGCAAAAUCCAAUAAUUUGAAGUGGUGUCCACAUACUUUUAUAUAUAUAUUGUAUGCACAGUACUGUGUAUUCAUUUCAUUGACAGUCAGUUUAGAUCAGUGGUAUUCAACAGUUAGUUUUAGACAGUCACUUUAGAUCAGUGGUAUUCAACAGUCAGUUUUAGACAGUCACUUUAGAUCAGUGGUAUUCAACAGUCAGUUUAAUACCCUCAGUUUAGAUUUGUGGUAUUCAACAGUCAGUUUUAGACAGUCAGUUUAGAUUUGUGGUAUUCAACAGUCAGUUUUAGACAGUCAGUUUAGAUCAGGGGUAUUCAACAGUCAGUUUAAGCCAGUCAGUUUAGAUCAGGGGUAUCCAACAGUCAGUUUAAGCCAGUCAGUUUAGAUCAGUGGUAUUCAACAGUUAGUUUUAGACAGUCAGUUUAGAUCAGUAGUUUUCAACAGUCAGUUUAGAUCAGUGGUAUUCAACAGUCAGUUUUAGACAGUCAGUUUAGAUCAGUAGUUUUCAAUAGUCCGUUUUAGACAGUCAGUUUAGAUCAGUGGUAUUCAACAGUCAGUUUAGAUCAGUGGUAUUCAACAGUCAGUUUAGAUCAGUAGUAUUCAACAGUCAGUUUUAGACAGUCAGUUUAGAUCAGUGGAACCCAGCAUCUCUCCUCCGGACCAUACCCCUCCCAGUCCACGAGGUACUGAAGGCCCCUUGCCCGACGUCUCGAAUCCAGGAUGGAACGAAAGGAGUACGGCGGGGCCCCCUCGAUGUCCGGAGGAACCUCGUGGAGCGGGCCAGCCACCACCGGCCUGAGGAGAGACCCAUGUAAUGAGGGGUUAAUUCGGUAAUCGGGGUGAAGCUGUAACCUAUAACAUACCACUAACCUAAUCGUUCACUCUCCUCAGGACUUUAAAUGGCCCCACAAACCGCGGACCCAGCUUCCGGCAGGGCAGGCAGAGGGGCAGGUUUCGGAUCCGGGGUCUCACUGCGGUGACGGUCUGCGCCCACUUUCUGGCGCAGAAGGGCACACUGAAGGUGGACAUGGGCGGCGUCUCAUGUUUCCUCCGCGCGCCGGAACCAGUCAACCACCGCAGGAGCCUCGGUCUGACUCUGAUGCCAAGGAGCCGGCUGAUACCCCAAUACACACUGGAAGAGAGUGAGGUUAGUGGAGGAGUAGCGGAGCGGGUUCUGGGCCAUCUCUGCCCAGGGCACAAAGGCUGCACACUCCCCUGGCCGGUCCUGGAAAUAGGACCUCAGAAACCUACCCACAUCCUGGUUUACUCUCUCCACCUGCCCGUUACUCUCGGGUGAAAACCUUAGGUAAGGCUGACGAGACCCCCAGACGUUCCAUGAACAUCUUCCAGACUCUUGAAGUGAACUGGGGACCCCGAUCAGACACUAUAUCCUCAGGCACCCCAUAGUGCUGGAAGACGCGCGUAAACAAGGCCUCCGCAGUCUGUAGGGCCGUAGGGAGUCCGAGCAGAGGGAGGAGACGGCAGGACUUAGAGAAACGAUCCACAACGACAAGGAUUGUUUCCCUGUGAUGGGGAAGAUCGGUCAGGAAAUCGAUCGACAGGUGUGACCAUGGCCGCUGUGGAACAGGAAAGGGGUGUAACUUACCUCUGGGUAGGUGUCUAGGAGCAUUACACUGGGCACACACCGAGCAGGAGGAAACAUAAACCCUCAGCUCCCACACUACCAGCGCCACCAGGCAGGAGGCCGGGAGUAUGGGACUGGGAUCCAUGGGCCGCUCCUCUGUGUCAUACAGCCGGGACAGUGCGUCUGUCACAGGAGCGUAGCUUUGGUGGUGUACCCGAGCGCGGAGAGAGCACAGCACCUAUCCCGCUCCUAUCCCAGCCUCGGACGUGUCCAACUCCACUAUGAACGCCAAAGAGGGAUCCGGAUCAGCCAGCACGGGAGCCGAGGUAAACAGAGCCCUCAGGCGACUAAAAGCCCUGUCCGCCUCAG